Manduca sexta (tobacco hornworm) is the source of this 2956-nucleotide messenger RNA. RefSeq lists its product as uncharacterized. The coding region runs from base 814 to 2622 and encodes 602 amino acids. The record is from RefSeq and is a predicted model, not a curated record. NCBI's taxonomy places the organism in Eukaryota, Metazoa, Arthropoda, Insecta, Lepidoptera, Sphingidae. The transcript is spliced from 2 exons. Gene Ontology annotation, molecular function: cysteine-type endopeptidase inhibitor activity.
GUGUACAUCGUACGGCAAUGAACGUUUGAUUAUACACCAUGUAUACCAAAAAUAUAUUUUUGAUUUUGCCAAUAUUAAUAUCGCUUACGCGCGGUGAAUUAAGUCUUGAAAAAAAGAAUAAACUUUUAAAUGGAUUCAUAAAAUUUUAUAAUAAUUUACCGAAUCAAGUUUAUACAUGUGAAGAAGGAUCUUUACAAAAUGUAGAGGAUCUUGACGACAAAUGCUACAGGAUCGAAGUCUCCCUCCAUGUUUCGGAUACGCGUAAUCUUGAUUCUAAAAAGUACAUAAAAUGUACGGCCAGAGUGCAGGAACUCCAAGACGAAGGUGUAAAGGUGGUUAAUGAUGAACACCAUUGCCAAGAUGUGGAGCAGAAACUUGUGCUUGAACAACCGUGGUUGAACAAGAAGGAAAUCUCCGUUGACCGAGACAUACCAGUUGGUGGCAUACGAGAUCAAGACCCUAAUGACCCAAUAUUUAAAAGCUUGGCUGAAGCAUCCAUGCAAAAGUAUUUGCAAUCUAUUGGCAGUAUCGAACCCCAUAAAGUAGUGCGUGUUGAAAAAGCCUCCACCCAGGUCGUAGCCGGAUUAAUGACUCGGAUCGAGUUCGUGAUUUCACCUCUAGACGGAAAUUCCGGUGACGUCAUUAGCUGUUAUUCGGAAGUUUGGGAACAAGCGGGGUUGGACAAGAAGAAAAAUCUCCGUUGACUGUAAAAUUAACAACCAAAAAUACAGAGCCAAGCGAGACCUAAUAGUUGGUGGCAUACGAGAUCAAGACCCUAAUGACCCAAUAUUUAAAAGCUUGGCUGAAGCAUCCAUGCAAAAGUAUUUGCAAUCUAUUGGCAGUGUCGAACCCCAUAAAGUAGUGCGUGUUGAAAAAGCCUCCACCCAGGUCGUAGCCGGAUUAAUGACUCGGAUCGAGUUCGUGAUUUCACCUCUAGACGGAAAUUCCGGUGACGUCAUUAGCUGUUAUUCGGAAGUUUGGGAACAAGCGGGGUUGGACAAGAAGAAAAUCUCCGUUGACUGUAAUAUUAACAACCAAAAAUACAGAGCCAAGCGAGACCUAAUAGUUGGUGGCAUACGAGAUCAAGACCCUAAUGACCCAAUAUUUAAAAGCUUGGCUGAAGCAUCCAUGCAAGAGUAUUUGCAAUCUAUUGGCAGUAUCGAACCCCAUAAAGUAGUGCGUGUUGAAAAAGCCUCCACCCAGGUCGUAGCCGGAUUAAUGACUCGGAUCGAGUUCGUGAUUUCACCUCUAGACGGAAAUUCCGGUGACGUCAUUAGCUGUUAUUCGGAAGUUUGGGAACAAGCGGGGUUGGACAAGAAGAAAAUCUCCGUUGACUGUAAAAUUAACAACCAAAAAUACAGAGCCAAGCGAGACCUAAUAGUUGGUGGCAUACGAGAUCAAGACCCUAAUGACCCAAUAUUUAAAAGCUUGGCUGAAGCAUCCAUGCAAAAGUAUUUGCAAUCUAUUGGCAGUGUCGAACCCCAUAAAGUAGUGCGUGUUGAAAAAGCCUCCACCCAGGUCGUAGCCGGAUUAAUGACUCGGAUCAAGUUCGUGAUUUCACCUCUAGACGGAAAUUCCGGUGACGUCAUUGGCUGUUAUUCGGAAGUUUGGGAACAAGCGGGGUUGGACAAGAAGAAAAUCUCCGUUGACUGUAAAAUUAACAACCAAAAAUACAGAGCCAAGCGAGACCUAAUAGUUGGUGGCAUACGAGAUCAAGACCCUAAUGACCCAAUAUUUAAAAGCUUGGCUGAAGCAUCCAUGCAAAAGUAUUUGCAAUCUAUUGGCAGUGUCGAACCCCAUAAAGUAGUGCGUGUUGAAAAAGCCUCCACCCAGGUCGUAGCCGGAUUAAUGACUCGGAUCGAGUUCGUGAUUUCACCUCUAGACGGAAAUUCCGGUGACGUCAUUAGCUGUUAUUCGGAAGUUUGGGAACAAGCGGGGUUGGACAAGAAGAAAAUCUCCGUUGACUGUAAAAUUAACAACCAAAAAUACAGAGCCAAGCGAGACCUAAUAGUUGGUGGCAUACGAGAUCAAGACCCUAAUGACCCAAUAUUUAAAAGCUUGGCUGAAGCAUCCAUGCAAAAGUAUUUGCAAUCUAUUGGCAGUAUCGAACCCCAUAAAGUAGUGCGUGUUGAAAAAGCCUCGACCCAGGUCGUAGCCGGAUUAAUGACUCGGGUCGAGUUCGUGAUUUCACCUCUAGACGGAAAUUCCGGUGACGUCAUUAGCUGUUAUUCGGAAGUUUGGGAACAAGCAGGGUUGGACAAGAAGAAAAUCUCCGUUGACUGUAAAAUUAACAACCAAAAAUACAGAGCCAAGCGAGAUCUAAUAGUUGGUGGCAUUCGAGAUCAAGACCCUAAUGACCCAAUAUUUAAAAGCUUGGCUGAAGCAUCCAUGCAAAAGUAUUUGCAAUCUAUUGGCAGUAUCGAACCCCAUAAAGUAGUGCGUGUUGAAAAAGCCUCGACCCAGGUCGUAGCCGGAUUAAUGACUCGGAUCGAGUUCGUGAUUUCACCUCUAGACGGAAAAUCCGGUGACGUCAUUAGCUGUUAUUCGGAAGUUUGGGAACAAGCGGGGUUGGACAAGAAGAAAAUCUCCGUUGACUGUAAAAUUAACAACCAAAAAUACUGAGCUAAGCGGUCUCGCUUAGCUCUAUGUUGCAUGCCACCAACUGGUGUGUCUAUACCAGUUGGUGGCAUACAAGAUUAAGACCCUAAAUAUCCAAUAGUUAGUCAACCGCAAUGAAAAAUAAGUCUUACUGUCCAAGAUAAUACAAUUGUUAUUUGUUAAAAACUUAGAGGUUAUGUGUACUUAUAAAUUUUUAUUUUUCUGUUUUAUGUUAUAUUUUUUUGUAUUUUUUGCUAACGAAAUUUUAUGUUCGAGUCAUCGCUUUAGUAGUAAGAAUACAUUUUGGAGGGAUUUUUCAAUGUUUGCUUUUACAAUAAAAUCAUUAUUUCUUAUUAAA